AUGUCAGCGCCAGUACCAUUACCAGUGGCUCAAUCCGCUUCUGUCCCUACUUCCUCAUCAGUCAACACCAAUACCAGGAGCAAGCUCAACGUCAAUACCAUUAACCCAAACAAUAAAACCUUGACAACUAUUACAGCAACCAUCACAACAAAUGAAGACCAAAGUCGAUCGAUUGCUUUUGCACAAGCACAACGUCCCCCUCCUAAUAAGGCGAAGCGGUCAACUCAACUUUCGCCGGGCGUGGCAGCUCAAGUGUUGACUCCAGCCCAACAAAGGGAAGCAGAAGCAGAUGCCUAUAUUCAGCGGGCAAUCGAAUUACAUGAAGGAGAUCAACUCGAGGAGGCAACCUAUUAUUUCCGAUUGGCUGCUCAAAGCGAAAAUCCUGUUGGUCAGCUCAUGUAUGGACUGUCACUUCGACAUGGUUGGGGUUGCAAUCCAAAUCCUAAAGAGGCAAUCGUGUACUUACAACGUGCUGCAGCAUAUGCAAUGAAUGAGCUUAAGGAUUUGUUGCCUGGAAACACUGCCAAUAUCCGGGCGAUCCAACAACAGCAACAGAAACAUGAAGCAAAAGAACCAUCCGCCUCCAACACUAAUAACAGUAUGGGAUCAACAAAUUUGCGGCGUAUGGGGACAGUGGAUAGACGGUCCGCUGUGGUGACAGCACGCAAGGAAUUGGUCAUGGCUCUUUAUGAACUUGGCAUGUCUUUCUUAAAGGGUUGGGGCGUUCAAAAGGACAAAACCGUUGCUUUCAACUAUUUUAAGCUUGCAGCUGAUCUAGGAGACGCUGAUUCCCAGAAUGAGACCGCACAAUGCUUCAUGGAUGGUAUCGGGACUGAAAAGGAUGCAUUCGAAGCAGCAAGGUAUUACCGUUUAGCAUGUGCUCAAGGAGCUACUCAAUUUGGAAACUCUUGGAUCUGGAAACCUAAAUAUGACAAGUAUUGUGAAGAACAUGCAGCUGCAGCUGCAGCCGCUUCGGCGGCCAGAAAGGCACAGCAACAAAAUCAACAGCACCAGCAGCACCAAGAAGGAGGAGAAGCUCAAGGUUUUGGUGCAGCACCCAACUCUAGCGAUUCAUCGACUUCAUCUAAUCCUAUUGCAGCAGGAUUAGCAACAGUGAGGGGCACAUCUGUGUCAUCAACUUUGCCAACAUCGCCACAAGAAGCAGCAGGAUCUCGCAUGCCAGCCUCUCGACGAGGUCAAUACAACAUUGCUGGGGAUCUUAUCUCGUCUAGUCAGUUGGAAUUGAAGCUACAGCAAGCGGAGCAAUUGACAACCGCCACAGUAGGCCCUAUUAUGGGAAAACAGAAGCAACAACAACAGCAGGACUCUACUGGAAGCACCACAACAGGGGGCAAAAAGAAACACCGUUGGAGUUUAUGGGGUCUCCAUCAAAAUCGCGAUCAUACUCAAGGGGGUUUCCACCGCCGACUUCCCUCGUUAGGAUAA
Molecule: messenger RNA, 1446 nt
Organism: Lobosporangium transversale
Lineage: Eukaryota; Fungi; Mortierellomycota; Mortierellomycetes; Mortierellales; Mortierellaceae
Exons: 3
Coding region: 1-1446 (481 amino acids)
Molecular function (GO): protein binding
Source: RefSeq, a predicted model, not a curated record